This is a messenger RNA of Seriola aureovittata, 3308 nucleotides long. RefSeq names its product cation/H+ exchanger protein 1 (gene cax1). NCBI's taxonomy places the organism in Eukaryota, Metazoa, Chordata, Actinopteri, Carangiformes, Carangidae. Gene Ontology annotation, biological process: calcium ion transmembrane transport; intracellular calcium ion homeostasis. The coding region runs from base 171 to 2642 and encodes 823 amino acids. The transcript is spliced from 20 exons. The record is from RefSeq and is a predicted model, not a curated record. Gene Ontology annotation, cellular component: endomembrane system; membrane. Gene Ontology annotation, molecular function: calcium:proton antiporter activity.
GACAGUGUAUUUAUUGAUUCCUCCAUUGGGGGGCGUUAAAGUUGAUUCCCCCCCUCCUUUGUUGAGCGUCAGUGUGCCGUGGCCAACAACUGGCGACUGUACAGACUAUAAAGAGGAUGACCCGUCGAUCCGCAGCUUCAGGAGCGACACUUGGCGAGUAAAGAGACAAGAUGUCCCACAGAAAGUCCACACUGAUGCCAGGUGACGUGGAGAACCUGCGGAGGAGAUCCGCGGCGGAUUCCUCAGAGAACUUUGCGGAUCCUGAGCAGCAUCACCGGUUUUCACGUCAACAGCUCCAAACUGAUAGACUCUCCGUUGGCCCCCAGCAUCCAGAGCUGGGUGCAGUGGAGACGCCCUCCCCAGAUGCUUCUGCACAUCACUUCUGCCACUACACACCAAAAUGUUUCCUCGCUGUCCACAGGGGAGGGCACAGCGGCUCAGCCCGGUCCACUCCAUCGCGGUAUGGAGAAGACGGUUGGCAUGAAGCCACCACAAAGACCACAAUCAGAGUUGAGAAUGAGGUGGAGGCACAUAGGGAGGCUAACAACUACAAGUUUGGCUUCAGAAAGUGGAAGGGAAACGUGACAGAGAAGCCCAUCGAAGACAGAUCAGAAAUCAUCAAAGAGCUGUACUCUGAUCUCAGUAUUGUUAAGCCCCGAGAAGGCUCAGUGGUCACCUUUGGGAACAUAAUUUACGUAUUUUUAUUUGGAUGGUGGAUAUCUUUAAUCUACUUCCUCAUUUGUCCUAUAAUGUUUCUAACAAUCCUUGGUGCUCCCUAUGGCAAACUCUGUUGGAAGAUGGCACUGUACUUUAUUUGGCCAUUUGGGAAGUCAUUAGACAAGGCCGGUGAUGUACUGAAGAGUUCCACUUUGAAGCCUCCAAAGAUUGAGGUCAUUCCUGAAGAGGGGGACACUGAAGACGGCAAAGACCUUGUCAGGGACAAGGACUCUGCUCCCCUUCUGAUGUCUUCCCCAAUCCCUGUUGACAUCCCCGUCCCAGAACCACCCGCUAGAAAAAUUUCAAAGCACUGGUGCCGUAUCAGUACUUAUGUUUGGCUGUUGCUGGGUUACCCUGUCCUGGCUGUGGUCCACUGCUUGGCCUGUGUGCUCUCCUGGCUGCUGGUCUUCACCAUCCCUGUAGCCAAGAUGAAUGCACGCACACUGACCACUGUCCUCCUCAUGGCACCUGAGGACAUCCAGAUCCACAGAGUGGAGAAGACACGUGCAUGUGAGACCAGAGUCAUCUUAUGCUGUUAUCAAGCAUGUAAUGUGUAUUACUACAAAUACACUGUCCAAGGAAUCAACAUUUUUGCUCUUAACCUGCUUCCCCUGGUAUUGAUCACUCUGAUUAUUGGCUAUACUGACCAUGAACACAAUUACUUCAGUGCAGAAACUAAGUUUGCAACAGCCAUCACUUCCAUCAUUCCUCUAUCCUACUAUAUUGGCAUGGGAAUAGCUAGCAUUUCUGCACAGAGUAACUUUGCAGUGGGAGCAGUGGUGAAUGCAACUUUUGGCUCCAUCACAGAGAUGACGUUCUACAUCACUGCACUGCUGCAGGGACACCAUGCUGGCACCAAAUGUUAUGAAGAGAUUGUUAAAGCAGCGCUCACCGGGACCUUACUUGGGUGUAUACUGUUCAUACCUGGUAUCUGUAUGAUCAUCGGAGGCAUUAAACACAGGGAGCAACGAUUUAACAGUCGUUCAGCUGGAGUGAGCUCAGCUUUGCUCUUCAUAUCCAUAGGGGGUGUGUUUGCGCCCACCCUCUUCUCAAAAGCCUUCGGUAAUCUUGUGUGUGAGAGCUGCAGCAACAGCCCAGGCAACGCCAGCAUCUCGUUCAUCUGCAAGGACUGUCACUACGACACGGGUCAAACAGAGCAACAGUCUAUUCUCUCCCACACUGAGCCUCUGGUGUACACAAUUUCUGUGUUGCUGCCUGCUGCAUACCUAAUUGGCCUCAUCUUCACACUGAAGACCCACUCCCACAUAUAUGAUAUCCAUAUCAGCGAUGGCCAAGGGGGCCAUGCACAUGGUCAGUACACACUAGGGGGUACCUGCUUCUACCACCCCACUAGUGAGGUCACUGCUGGCCAUCUACUCGCUGCCAACUCGUGUAUUAAUGCCAGCUCUAUUGUCACCAGCCACGUUGCAACAGGUCACCACGUGGUCCACUGGUCGCGGUGGAGGGCUCUUGCAGUGCUGAUUGUUGCCACAGUGCUGAUGGCCUGCUGCGCUGACCUCAGCACAGAGAACAUCGAGCCCAUGCUGACCCACUCCUCCAUCUCCCAGUACUUCAUUGGUGUCACAGUGUUGGCCAUGGUGCCAGAGCUUCCUGAGAUUGUCAAUGGGAUCCAGUUUGCUCUGCAGAACAACAUCAGCCUGAGCCUUGAAGUGGGCAGUUGCAUUGCUGUGCAGGUCUGCAUGAUUCAGAUUCCAUUGCUCAUCCUCUUCAAUGCAUUCUAUGAUGUUGGAUUUGUCCUUGUGUUCAGUGACAUUCAUCUGUGGGCCAGCAUCUUCAGUGUCAUCCUGGUGAACUACAUCUUCAUGGAUGGAAAAUGUGAUUACUUUCAGGGCACCGCUCUAGUGGUGGUUUAUCUCAUCCUUUUGGCCCUUUACUUCUUUGCUCCUUCUCCACGCUCUUGUUGAUCUGCUUGUCAAGAAAAAUCCUGAAGCCCCAAAAAUUGAAUGCCACUGAAUACAGUAAUCCUUCAUCUUCAGGUGGUGUGGGCUCAGUGGUACAAAAGAAAGAAAAAGAACUGGAUUUAAUUUUGAAGUGUCACAAUGGAGCUGUAAGUGAAGAGCUGUAAAUAUAUGUUAUUGGAUGGUGUUUUGUGUGCUUGAAAUUUUUUCCCAGUUCUUGCUGUCAGAAGAAUCUGUCACUCUGAGUCAUUGUCUUGCAUUUCAAUGUAAAUUUGUGGUGUUAUUAUUGUAAUAUGUGGUUUGUAUUGGACAUAAUAAAUGUAUGGAGAUAGAUUUGUUUCAAUAUUUUUGUGUGACCGGAUGAAUAAUCUGUGUGUAAAUGUGUUAUCUGUAAAUAUAAAACACCUUUCACAAAUUAAAAAAAAAAAAAAAAAUGUAUUUGCAAAUUCACAAAAAUAUCUUGCAAAUAUAAAACGGAUUUGCAGGGGCGUCGUGUGGCGUAGUGGUCUAAGCAGGCGCUCCAUGUGUAGAGGCUACAGUCCUCGCUGCAGCUGGCCCCGGUUCGAGUCCCGCAUCGGACGGCCUUUACUGCAUGUCAUUCCCCCUCUCUGCCUCCCCAUUUCCUGUCUCUCUACUAUCCUGUCCAAUAAAGGCAUAAAAAGCCCAAAAAAA